AUGAGUACGUUUAUCGCUUUCAGAAAGGCAGCUGCAGCUUUGCUGCGCCCUUCAGAUGCACGUAAACUUCCAAAACUCGUGUACACCUCCCUGUGGUCAACUUCUAUCCGAAACAUCAGCGUAGCGAACCGCGCUCACCCCAAGAACAACCAAAUCCCUUACGACGUUGUCCAGCUCAAAGACGCCGAUGGAACCUUACAUCACGCGCAGAAGCUUUCUAAAAUACUGGAGUCUAUGGAUUUAAACACUCACGUUCUGCGUCUCAUUGCACACGAUCCUCCUAUCGUACGCAAAUUCACAUAUGCUGAAGACCUGGCCAGGAAGCUCGAAUCCAAGGCGCAGAAGAAGGCAGUAGGAAGCAAGAGACAGCUUGUUAUUAAGGAAGCACACAUGUCAUGGCACACUGCUGGAGCUGAUUUCGACAUGAAAGUUGGAAAGAUUCGCGACGAGCUCUUGAAAGGCGAUGUGCGCAUGACAAUAGUUUUCAACCCCAAGCCCCGGGUUCGCAACCCGCCAUACCCGGCGAUGAUAGCGAAGGCAGAUGAGGCAGUAAAUAAAGUGAUCGAUGUCGGCAUUGAGUGGCGAGAGCGAGACUUCAAUAAUGGAAUCCUCAAGGUCUAUCUUCAAAGCACCGUAAAGAAGGCGAAGCUCCAAUUACUAACUCAACACGAGGUCGAAGAAGUUGCACACGAUAUUUCUGAAAGACACGAAAAGCAAGCCCUCCGGAGGAAGCGCAAAGAAGAAGAAAAUGCGAGGGCGAAAAUCCGCCGGGAGGAGGAAGCUGCAAAGAGGGCUAAGGAAUUAGCAGAGUCUGGUCUUUUCUCAUGGAUUUCGCCACUUUGA
This is a messenger RNA of Psilocybe cubensis, 843 nucleotides long. RefSeq lists its product as uncharacterized. The transcript has a single exon. NCBI's taxonomy places the organism in Eukaryota, Fungi, Basidiomycota, Agaricomycetes, Agaricales, Agrocybaceae. Bases 1 to 843 code for a protein of 280 amino acids. The record is from RefSeq and is a predicted model, not a curated record.